Messenger RNA from Oncorhynchus keta (chum salmon), 2633 nucleotides. Its product is annotated as sodium-dependent neutral amino acid transporter B(0)AT1-like. The coding region runs from base 439 to 2337 and encodes 632 amino acids. The record is from RefSeq and is a predicted model, not a curated record. Gene Ontology annotation, cellular component: membrane. The transcript is spliced from 12 exons. Gene Ontology annotation, biological process: sodium ion transmembrane transport. NCBI's taxonomy places the organism in Eukaryota, Metazoa, Chordata, Actinopteri, Salmoniformes, Salmonidae.
ACACACGCAACAGUCAACCAGCUGACAGUAGAGAGGCCAUUCGGUUCCUUUUGUUGUCUACAACCAUCCUGAGACCCUUUCUGGGUGAACAAAAAAGCCAGCAGCUGAAAGAGAAAGAGAACUAGAGAGAGAGAAAGAGACCUAGAGAGAGAGAGAUGGAGAACUAGAGAGAGAGACAGAGAACUAGAGAGAGAGAAAGAGACCUAGAGAGAGACAGAGAACUAGAGAGAGAGAGAAAGAGAAUUAGAGAGAGACGGAGAACUAGAGAGAGAGAGACGGAGAACUAGAGAGAGAGACAGAGAACUAGAGAGAGACAGAGAACUAGAGAGAGAGAGAGAGAAAGAGAACUAGAGAGAGAGAGACGGAGAACUAGAGAGAGAGAGACAGAGAACUGUACCUUCAUUGGGUGAGGAAGACUUCACUAUCCAGCCGUUUGCCAUGAGAUUCCCCAAGCUGCCCAACCCAGGUCUGGAUGACCGGAUCCCAUCUCAUAAGGAGCUGGAGAGGAUGGAGAAAGAGGAGGCUGGGGACAGGCCCAAAUGGGACAACAAGACCCAGUACAUGCUGACCUGUGUGGGCUUCUGUGUGGGGCUGGGGAACGUGUGGAGGUUCCCUUACCUGUGUCAGAGCCAUGGAGGAGGAGCGUUUAUGAUCCCGUUCCUGAUCCUGCUGGUUCUGGAGGGGAUUCCACUGCUGCACCUGGAGUUUGCCAUCGGACAGCGCCUCAGGAGCGGCAGUGUCGGGGUGUGGGGCUCCAUCAACCCUUACCUCACUGGCAUUGGUAUUGCGUCCAUGUUGGUAUCAUUCCUGGUUGGGAUGUACUACAACACCAUCAUGGCCUGGAUCAUGUGGUACCUCUUCAACUCCUUCCAGGACCCCUUGCCUUGGAGUCAGUGUCCCCUCAAUGCAAACAAGACAGGUCUGGUGUCAGAAUGCGCACGGAGCUCCUCAGUGGAUUACUUCUGGUACAGAGAGACACUGAACACCUCUACGGCCAUAGAUUUAUCUGGAGGGCUUCAGUGGUGGAUGGUGCUAGCCCUGGUGUCUGCCUGGACAUUACUCUAUGUCUGCUGUAUCAGGGGGAUUGAGACUACUGGCAAGGCUGUGUACAUAACAUCCACUCUGCCCUACUUGGUGCUCACCAUCUUCCUGAUCAGAGGACUAACUCUCAAAGGUUCUCUGGAUGGAGUCAAGUUCCUCUUCACACCUGAUGUGAAUGAGUUGAUGAACCCGUCUACCUGGCUGGAUGCAGGGGCACAGGUGUUCUACUCCUUCUCCUUGGCCUUCGGAGGUCUCAUCUCAUUCUCCAGCUACAACUCUGUACACAACAACUGUGAACAGGAUGCUGUCAUCAUCUCCAUCAUCAACGGAGCCACCUCCGUCUACUCCGCUACAGUCAUCUACUCCAUCAUAGGCUUCAGGGCCACGGAGAAGUUUGACGACUGCUUGGAUGGUAACAUCAUGGCCCUUGUGAAUGCAUUUGAUCUCCCUGAGCACUCCUUCACUGUUGACAACUAUGAGGAAGUUCUUCAACAUUACAACAGCACAUCGCCAGACAUCAUCCAGGGAUUAAACCUGAAGACCUGUGAUCUACAGCAGAUUCUCAGUCAGGGUGUGGAGGGAACUGGUCUGGCCUUCAUCGUGUUCACAGAAGCCAUCACCAAGAUGCCUGUCUCUCCUCUCUGGUCCAUCCUGUUCUUCAUCAUGCUCUUCUGUCUGGGACUGUCCACCAUGUUUGGGAACAUAGAGGGGGUCGUGGUGCCCCUUCAGGAUCUCAAAAUCUUCCCCAAUUGGCCCAAAGAAGUCUUAACAGGCGUCACUUGUAUCGUUUGCUUCACGGUCGCUCUCAUAUUCACCCAGCGGUCUGGUAACUACUGGCUGGCUCUGUUCGACAGCUUUGCCGGCUCCAUCCCUCUCCUAGUCAUCGCCUUCUGUGAAAUGUUGUCUGUUGUUUACAUCUACGGGAUAGACAGGUUUAACGCAGACAUAGAGUUCAUGAUUGGACACAAGCCCAACCUGUUCUGGCAGGUGACCUGGAGGUUCGUCAGUCCAGUCAUCAUGCUGGUGAUUUUCAUCUUCUACUUGGUCACCCAGGUCAGCGGGGAGCUGACCUACCUCGUAUGGGACCAGGACGCGGAGGAGUUCCCUACUCUGGCAGACCGUCAGUAUCCCGACUGGAUCUACUUCAUCAUAUUUAUUUUGGCUGGCAUUCCCAGUCUGGCUGUCCCUGGAGUCGCCAUAUUCAAAUUCACCUACAACCGCUGCUGCCAGAAAGACAACGGCUUCAGAGAAGACACCAUCAACUCUGUCUCUGCUCAAAUACAGAUGAUGGACUAAAAGUAACAGGUUCACCCUCAGUUCUGGAUUUCAAAGAAAAGUUGUUUUUACCUUGUCAGCUCGGGGGAUUCGUCCCCGAGGCCGGUGUCGGCACACUGCUGGAGCCGCGUGUCUCUUUACACACCUGUUUCCCAUCUCAUAAUUAUGUUCCUUAUGUAACCCUCUGGUUUCCCUUUCUGUUUUGUGGGUGAUUGUCUUUCGUGUAUUCCGGUGUGUUGUAUGUUGAGUCCUGUUUUGUGGGUGAUUGUCUUUCGUGUAUUCCGGUGUGUUGUAUGUUGAGUCCUGUUUUGUCCUUU